This is a messenger RNA of Seminavis robusta, 1011 nucleotides long. Lineage: Eukaryota; Bacillariophyta; Bacillariophyceae; Naviculales; Naviculaceae. The record is from the annotation of a GenBank genome assembly.
AUGCCGCCCAAGAAGAGGAGCUCCUUCACUCAGUCCAAGAAGGGAGCCAAGCCCCGAAGCAGGUCCACAUCUCCUGUUCCACCACUAGUGUCUCCACCGCCGACUGCAGCACGACUACCAACCACCAGGCGUCAAGCCAGCCGAACUCCUCCACCAUCACCCGGCCAUGGCACCAACCGCCGCAGUCCACCCAAAACAAACAAGAAGAAUCGCCACAAGCCUCGCAAUGAACCUGCUGCAAGAACUCCAACUCCUCGCAAGGGUGCUGAAAAGCGCAAAGGGAUCUCACCACUUGACAAUGACAACCUUGUGGCCCGCUCGGCUGACCUCAUGGAUUCAUCUGACUCCACCGCUGAUGUUGACAGGAGGACUGCUGCUCGAGCUGAUCCACAAGCUACCUGGGACUUGAUUGGUGCCGACGAGGAACCAUCCAAGCCUGACGACGAGGACGAGGAGUUCGUCUACGAGGAUGAUCUUGACCUCCUGAGCGAAGAUGACCUGCUUGAAAAAGCCUUGGAAGAACUCGUUGAAGAGAGCAUCUUGGACGAAGAAGUUUACCGUCGAAUUGCGAUUGCCUAUGUCUACUACAAUGUAUUGGAUGCUCCUCCUAGAGAAGAGUGGCAAGGUAAAGGAGGGACAUAUGGAAAAAUCAAGCGAAUCCUCAAGGUUCCUUCUGGAACGAAGAUUGGUUACGUCUUGGAUGAUCUUCUUGAUUGCGAAGACAAGAAAUGCCGCUACACUGGCAAGCGCCAAGCUUUGGGUGAAACCCGUCCACCCAAGAUUCCGAAUGAUUCUCAGGAGGCUCAGAUCGUCGCGGAUCAUCUGGAGUUGACGGAUGAAGCUAAGGAGUUCAUGGAUUCGCAAGGCAAGGAUGGCAAUCGUCCUGAAUGGUUCUUGACGGAUAAAUUGACCAAGAUUGACCUUACCAAGUGGCAAAACCUUGCUAACGUCCAAAGAUUAUGCAAGCCGGAAGAAGAUGGAGAUUGCCCGAGUCAGGUCUUUGACUGGUGA